GUUCAGAAGGUAUUCGGUUAAACAAAAUAUGUGUUUAUUAGUCGUAAAAUAUAGUGGAUUAUUUAGGAAUUUAAAAUCUGCAGCAUUAAUAACAGCGUUCGUUUUAUUCAUAUUGUACUUACUACUCUUCCUAGCCAUUUGUUUCAGUUAUACCUGCAUUCCCAUCGAAAAUGUUUUUAUUAAGAAAUUCGAAAGGUACUUAGUAUUAGCAAUUGGAAUUUAUAUGAUAAUUCCAUUUGCUUUAUCGUCAAUCCUAAUAUUCGCAUUGUUAACGGAACACGUAAUUUGUAUGAAGAUAUGGCUAAGAGUAUUCACAGCAGUUACAACAAUUUACACCCUCGUAGUUUUAGGAGCGUCCAUCUAUUCAAUAGUAGAAGGAACUUUGCAUAUAGGAUUAACAGCAUUAAUUGCAACAUCAAUUUUAGCAAUUACAAACAGUCACGGCAUAAUGAUCGUAUUUUGUUUAUACAAGGAAUGUAUUUUACAAUCUAUAAGGGAACCAAAAUCAAAUAAUUCUAAUGUAUUCAUGAUAUUCAAAGAACAGGAAGGCUUCACAAGAGAUAGGUACCGCGAAGAGCAACAAAGUGAUCGUGAUAUAGAACCAUAUGCACCAACAAAUAGUAACCUAGAUGAAAUAUUGGAGUGUAAGGAUGCAGAUACUGUUGAUACGUCUUCGAUUUCUAAGGUUUUAAAUCCAAAUAAGUNNNUCAGAAUGAAACAUCAACAAAACUAUCCCGAGUUGAUUCAAUAUAUGGAGUGGAACUUAGAUCGAAAUAAAUCUUCAUUUGUGUAA
Messenger RNA from Nicrophorus vespilloides, 793 nucleotides. RefSeq lists its product as uncharacterized. The transcript has 8 exons. The record is from RefSeq and is a predicted model, not a curated record. NCBI's taxonomy places the organism in Eukaryota, Metazoa, Arthropoda, Insecta, Coleoptera, Silphidae. The coding region runs from base 29 to 793 and encodes 254 amino acids.